UCCAGAAUGGUGCUGUGCCUGGAGAAGUCACGAAGAGAGACGAAAACCUGAAGAGAGGAAACUGGGGAAACCAGAUAGAGUUCGUCCUAACCAGCGUGGGGUACGCAGUCGGUCUGGGAAACGUCUGGAGAUUCCCAUAUCUCUGCUAUAGAAAUGGAGGCGGAGCCUUCAUGUUCCCGUACUUCAUCAUGCUGGUCUUCUGCGGCAUCCCACUCUUCUUUAUGGAGCUCUCAUUCGGACAGUUCGCCAGUCAGGGGUGCCUCGGGGUUUGGAGGAUCAGCCCCAUGUUUAAAGGUGUAGGUUAUGGAAUGAUGGUCGUCUCCACCUAUAUCGGUAUUUAUUACAACGUGGUUAUUUGCAUUGCGUUCUACUACUUUUUCAUGUCCAUGAACCGAAUUCUGCCGUGGACGUACUGCACUAAUAAAUGGAACACAGAGAACUGCGUCGGGGUGCUGAGCCCCUCCACAAAUUCCUCCAACUACACCUCCCAUCAAGACCUGUCCACCAUCCUGAACCAGACUGUGAAGAGGACGAGUCCCAGCGAGGAGUACUGGAGGAAUUAUGUGCUGCAGUUGUCGGACGACAUCGGGAAUUUUGGGGAGGUGCGGCUGCCCAUCCUGGGGUGUCUUGGCCUGUCGUGGUUUCGUGGUGUUCCUGUGCCUCAUCCGAGGGGUGAAAUCCUCCGGGAAGGUGGUCUAUUUCACAGCCACCUUCCCCUACGUGGUCCUCACCAUCCUCUUUGUUCGAGGCAUUACCCUGGAGGGAGCCGUGUCUGGGAUCAUGUAUUAUCUGACACCGCAGUGGGACAAGAUCCUGGAUGCCAAGGUUUGGGGCGAUGCUGCCUCUCAGAUAUUCUACUCUCUGGGGUGUGCGUGGGGCGGACUUAUCACAAUGGCUUCCUACAACAAGUUUCAUAACAACUGUUACAGGGACAGCAUCAUCAUCAGCAUCACCAACUGCGCCACCAGCGUCUACGCCGGCUUCGUCAUCUUCUCCAUCCUGGGCUUCAUGGCAAACCACCUGGGUGUGGAAGUGUCCAAAGUGGCCGAUCAUGGUCCCGGCCUGGCCUUUGUGGCCUAUCCUGAGGCUCUGACCCUGCUGCCAAUAUCUCCUCUGUGGUCCAUAUUGUUCUUCUUCAUGCUCAUCCUGCUGGGGCUGGGCACGCAGUUCUGCCUGUUGGAGACUCUCGUCACGGCCAUCGUGGAUGAGAUCGGCAGCGACUGGAUUAUUCGCUGGAAGACGUUGGUGACGCUCGGAGUGGCGGUGAUUGGUUUUCUGCUGGGAAUCCCACUGACAACACAGGCCGGAAUCUAUUGGCUUCUUCUGAUGGAUAAUUACGCGGCCAGCUUUUCUCUGGUCAUCAUUUCCUGUAUCAUGUGUGUGGCUAUAAUGUACAUUUACGGUCACCGGAACUACUUCAAGGACAUUGAAAUGAUGUUGGGGUUCCCCCCUCCCCUCUUCUUCCAGGUCUGCUGGCGGUUCAUCUCCCCAGCCAUUAUCUUUUUCAUCUUAAUCUUCACCGUCAUUCAGUAUCGGCCAAUCACAUACAACGAGUACAUCUACCCAGACUGGGCCAUCUCCCUGGGAUUCCUGAUGGCGCUCUCGUCGGUCGUCUGUAUCCCUGGAUAUGCCAUCUUCAGGAUCUGGCGGUCUGACGGGGACACUUUCCUCCAGCGGUUGAAGAACUCGGUGAAGGCCAGCAAAGACUGGGGACCGGCUCUGCUUGAGCACCGGACUGGCCGAUACGCACUGGAGGAGGGCAGCCCUGAGAUCCAGCCGCUGAACCCGGAGAAGCAGAAGAAGGAGGAGAUCGGUCUAACAAUACAGGGCAGCAACGGGCAGGCCCACAGCCAGGACUCUAAAGUGUAA
This is a messenger RNA of Staurois parvus, 1869 nucleotides long. NCBI's taxonomy places the organism in Eukaryota, Metazoa, Chordata, Amphibia, Anura, Ranidae. The record is from the annotation of a GenBank genome assembly.